AUGAGUUCUUUAAAUGCAAGCUUUUCCAAGAAUAUUUCCAUUGUUCAUCCUGAAUACUUUUUCAUCAUUGGACUUUCAGGUAUACCAUACAGCAAUUAUUACUAUAUAUUCUUAUUUAUUAUUUAUUUUAUUACUGUAAUUGGGAACUCUUUAGUGCUUCUCAUUAUUGCUCUUGAACGAAGUCUGCACAGCCCAAAGUACAUGGCUGUGUUUAACUUGGCCUUGGCUGAUAUUGGUGAAACUAAUGCACUGAUUCCUAACAUGAUGAAGAAUUUGCUGUUUGACUCGCAGUACAUCUCCUACAAUUCUUGUUUGGUGAACAUGUUUUUUGUGUUUCUCUUCAGUUCUAUGCAAAGUCUCACUCUUGUUGUGCUUGCAUAUGAUCGUUUGAUUGCAAUUUGUUUGCCAUUAAGAUACCAUGUUAUUGUGAACAAUAGCAAUAUGUGUUUUGUUUUCUCAACAAUAUGGGUGUUUAAUUCUGUUAUUGUGACUUCGAUGGUAUCUUUAAUCACCCAAAUUUCAUUCUGUAAGUCCAAUGUGAUACUGAGUUAUUUUUGUGAUCACGGACCAGUGUAUAGGUUGGCAUGUAAUGAUAAUUAUGUUAAUAAGAUUAUGGGAUUUCUGUACACAACUUUAUACCUUAUAGCACCAAUGCUCGUCAUAGGCCUGUCAUAUCUGGGCAUUUUUUUUGUUGUAAGGAAAAUAAGAACUUGGGAAGGCCGCAUUAAAGCUCUGAAGACCUGUGUUUCUCAUCUGUUGUUGGUAGCAAUAUAUUAUCUCCCAAUAUUCUUUACAUACCUUACUUCAUUAUUGCUUUAUAGCACGCCAAAUUCAAGGGUCAUCAGUACAUCUCUGGCUUAUGCUGUUCCAGCAAUGCUAAAUCCCAUAAUUUAUGUUUUAAACACUGUGGAAAUCAAAGACAUAAUUCGAAAAGCGAUUAGAAACAGAUCUGUGCCAAUUGAUAGAAUUUCAAAAUGA
Molecule: messenger RNA, 978 nt
Organism: Onychostoma macrolepis
Lineage: Eukaryota; Metazoa; Chordata; Actinopteri; Cypriniformes; Cyprinidae
Product: olfactory receptor 52E4-like
Exons: 1
Coding region: 1-978 (325 amino acids)
Biological process (GO): G protein-coupled receptor signaling pathway
Cellular component (GO): membrane
Molecular function (GO): G protein-coupled receptor activity; olfactory receptor activity
Source: RefSeq, a predicted model, not a curated record